Gryllus bimaculatus (two-spotted cricket) is the source of this 1437-nucleotide messenger RNA. The record is from the annotation of a GenBank genome assembly. Lineage: Eukaryota; Metazoa; Arthropoda; Insecta; Orthoptera; Gryllidae.
CUUAAGAACGACACAUCACGAACGACACAUUCAAGAUGCAGUAGAGCUAAUGCGGGAAGCCCUUAAAAUCCUGAGAAGCUUGCUUGUUAAUUAUAUUCACAUAUUUGUUUCUGUGCUUCGUUGGUUUGAGUGUGACUUAUUGACAUUCAUACAUUAUUUACCAGAUUUGACAGUUGUGCCGUAGGCCUUGCUUUGUUGAGCAUUGCUUGAAUUUUACUAGUAUUUAAAAUGUCGCUACCUCGCGUGAAGUCAAGGCAAUCAGCUAAUCCAACAGAUCAAGUUACAUUGACUACUAAUGAGAAAAUUUUGCGUGAAUGUCAUUCUCUGUAUAUAGACCCUGAAAAAGGUCUUAUCAAAAUAGCUGAGCAUUUUGGAUUAAAAUUACUAGCCCCAAGAAAGAAAAUAGUUGUUCUGCUUAUUGGCAAUCAUUCAGCCGGAAAAUCAUCAUUUAUAAAUUGGUAUAUUGAAGAACAUGUUCAGCGAACCGGGGUGGCUAUUGAGACCCAGGGCUUUGUUAUAGUUACCAGUGGAAAGAAACGGGAAUCUCUCAUGGGAAAUGCUACACUUCAUUUAUAUCCUCAUUUCAGACCUCUUCAGGAAAUCCAAGGUGUUGUAGAUUUUCUUUCAACAGAAAUAUCUACAUCAAAACAGAAAAAAUUUUCAUUGGUCACGUUUGUGGACACUCCAGGCCUAGUAGAUGGGGAUAUGCAAUAUCCAUUUGAUGUAAAUGAAGCAAUUCUGUGGCUUGAUAAAAUGCGGUUUUAUCUCUCAAAAGCAGAUGAUGCUGGUGAUGAAUCAGAUAGACAAAGGGUUAUGAUGCAGAUUGUGCAGGAGUUGUGCAAAAGACCUGGUCUUAAUCGAACUGGAUUUGAUAUGCCUACAAUUUAUAUUCCUAAGGAAAAUGCACGCUGUGUCAAUCAGAUUGAGAUGGUUUGUAAAGAUAUUGAACGAAUGAUCAAUCAGACAAUUCAGAAUACACUGAAUGCUCUUGAAAGUGACUGUGACACAGUAUUAAAACUCGUGGAUAAGAAAUUGAAAGAUGAUUCUACCAAUAGGUCUUCAAACUUCCGAUCUUCUAGUAUAUGUGAGUGAACUUCAUUAAAAAUCUUCAAAGAACUGUAGAGAAAUUUGAUAUUUUAUUGGUUUAUGGAAUUUAAUAUGAGUUUUAUACACUUAAAAAUGUCAAUUUUUAUUAUAUUGUAUUGUCUUGUUCUGACAGUAAGAAUUUGAUCUAUUGUUACCUGAAUUAAACAAACUGUUGUAUUAUGCAUCAAUUGAACAAUUUCCUGUGAAUAAAUAAAUAUAUUAUACAAUGUUCUUGAAAAAUAUUUUAAUUACAAAAUGUUGUUGGAAUCAUUUUGUUGUCAUUACUCGCCACAAUUAUUGGUUCUUAAAUUUGUAUUUAUAUUUGCAUGUGAUGAAAUACUUUGAAGUGAG